Juglans microcarpa x Juglans regia is the source of this 546-nucleotide messenger RNA. RefSeq lists its product as uncharacterized. The coding region runs from base 1 to 546 and encodes 181 amino acids. The transcript has a single exon. The record is from RefSeq and is a predicted model, not a curated record. Lineage: Eukaryota; Viridiplantae; Streptophyta; Magnoliopsida; Fagales; Juglandaceae.
AUGGCCCCUUAUGAAACUCUUUACGGGAGGAAGUGUCGAUCUCCCUUAUUUUGGGAUGAAGUUGGCGAAGGGAAUCUAGUUGGACUGGAUAUUGUUCAGGAGAUGAAGAAUCAGGUUCAAAUUAUAAGAGACAAGAUGGCAGCUGCGCAGAGUCGUCAGAAGAGCUAUUCGGACAUGAGGAGAAGAGAUUUAUUAUUUGAGGAUGGUGAUUGUGUUUACCUCAAAGUUUCUCCAAUGAAAGGUGUUAAGCGUUUUGGUAAGAAAGGGAAACUUAGUCCGAGAUAUGUUGGCCCUUUUCAGAUUCUGGAGAAGGUUGGAUCAGUUGCUUAUCGUAUUGCUCUGCCAGAACAUUUUGGUGAAAUUCAUGAUGUUUUCCACGUGUCGUCUUUAAAGAAUAGCUUUGGUCAGCAGGAGCCACGUUUCGUUAAUCCAGAGAGCAUUCAACUCCGGUCUGAUCUCACUUAUGAAGUUGUCCCAACUCAGAUCCUUGACAGGAAGGAGCAACAAUUAAGAUCCAAGUCGAUACCUCUAGUUAUGGUAUCUUAG